AUGACUUCUGCAGAUUUUGUUGAUAUGGAGAACAGCAGCUGCGGCGGAGGGCCUUUCGGUCGCGUGGUGCGGUGGCUGAAGGCGGUGCCGGAGAGGUCAUGGGGUAAGGUACUGGAGGCGGCGAGGGAGGCGAAGAAGCUCGGGGAGGAUGAUCCGAGAAGGAUUGUGCAUUCGUUCAAAGUAGGGUUGGCUCUGACGUUGGUGUCUCUUUUUUUUUACUAUCGACCGCUUUAUGAUGGCUUCGGUGUCGAUGCAAUGUGGGCUGUCUUGACCGUGAUCGUUGUCUUUGAGUUCUCAGUUGGAGCAACCCUAGGGAAGGGUAUAAAUAGGAUGUUGGCAACUUUACUGGCUGGUGCUCUAGCUGUUGGAGUUCAUCACAUAUCAACUCUUUGGGGAGGAGAAGUCGGGGAGCCCAUAUUGAUUGCAUUUUUCGUCUUUGUUGUAGCUGCAAGUGUGACCUUCAUGAGAUUCUUCCCCGCAUUGAAGGCAAGGUAUGACUACGGGAUGUUGAUAUUCAUACUGACCUUCUGCUUGGUUUCGGUAUCUGGCUACCGCGAAACGCAGGUACUAGACAUGGCACACAAGAGGCUAUCAACGAUUGCGAUAGGAAGCUGUACUCCUAUUAUGGUUUGUAUUUGCAUUUGCCCCGUGUGGAUUGGAGUUGAUCUCCACAAUUUGGUUGCUGGUAACAUGGAAAAGCUUGGGGAUUUUAUGGAAGGAUUUGGAUUUGAAUACUUUAUCAUAAAAGAGAAUGGGUUGUCAUUAAGUGAUAAUCAAUCUUUUCUUCAGCAAUAUAAAAGUGUUCUUUCAUCAAAAAGCCUUGAAGAAACCAUGGCUAACUUGGCAAGAUGGGAACCAGGUCAUGGCGGGUUCAAGUUCGGCCACCCAUGGGAGAAGUAUUUGAAUGUUGGAAGCCAAACUCGGCAAUGUGCUUAUAAAAUUGAAGCUCUUAACACUUACCUGAACACUGAUAUCCAAGUGCCCGCUGAAAUUAGAAGCAAAAUUCAAGAACCAUGCAUAGAUAUUUGCACCGAAUCCGGAAAAGCAUUGAAGGAAUUAGCAGCAGCCCUCAAGAAAAUGACUCGGUCAUCAUCAGCUGAUUCCCACAUUGCAUGCUCAAAAGCUGCAGUUGAGAGCCUCAAGUUGUCACUCAAAAGAGGCAUAUGGAAAGAUGCUAAUCUGCUGGAAACAAUACCAUCUGCUGCGGUGGCGUCACUUCUUAUUGAAGUCGUAGCUUGUGUUGAGAAGAUUGCUGAAGCAGUUCACGAACUAGCAUCCGUCGCACAUUUCAAGACUGAACAACCACAAUUACUUCAGGAGCCAGUGCUUUCUGAAGAAUAUCAUGUUGCUAUUACAAUUGAUCGUAAUUCAACUGAGGGGCUACCCAAAAAUGGAAGUUCAGAUGGCAUCACUACUAAUGUUUAA
This is a messenger RNA of Rosa rugosa (rugosa rose), 1425 nucleotides long. RefSeq names its product aluminum-activated malate transporter 2-like. Gene Ontology annotation, cellular component: plant-type vacuole membrane. NCBI's taxonomy places the organism in Eukaryota, Viridiplantae, Streptophyta, Magnoliopsida, Rosales, Rosaceae. The transcript is spliced from 6 exons. The record is from RefSeq and is a predicted model, not a curated record. Gene Ontology annotation, biological process: malate transport. Bases 1 to 1425 code for a protein of 474 amino acids.